CCUAGUCUUUAGGAGUUGUUAAACGUGUGAAUCAAUAGCUAGUAUUUCGGCUAUUGAUAUGUUUUAGUUGGUUAUUCAUGUAUCUAAAUAUGUUAUUGAUCAAUAAAAUUAUCAAGCUCUGUUGGUUAUCAUUUAUUCUCUGCAAUAUCAAUUUACUUUCUUCAUUAAAACUUCAAUUGGGACCAGAGCAAACUUCUUAAGGGAUCUAUGAAAUGGAAGCUCAAUCAAGUAAUGCCAUUGCCCACCUUGCUCCACCUGUUUUUGAUGGUGAAAAUUUUCAGCUUUGGGCAGUGAGAAUGGAGGCCUACCUGGAGGCUUUAGAUCUAUGGGAAGCUGUGGAAGAGGAUUAUGAAGUUCUUCCGCUGCCAAACAAUCCCACCAUGGCUCAGAUCAAAGUUCACAAAGAAAGAAAAAUCAAUAAGUCAAAGGCUAAAGCAACUCUAUUUGCUGCUGUUUCAGCAACCAUUUUCAGAAGGAUUAUGUCCCUCAAAACAGCAAAGCAAAUUUGGGAAUUUUUUUAAGGAAGAAUAUGCUGGAGAUGAAAGGAUUCGAGAUCAGGUUGAUUGGCACAGAAUUUCCUGAUUCCAAAAUUGCACAAAAACUUCUUGUAACUGUACCAGAAAGAUAUGAAGCAUCAGUUACUACCUUGGAGAACAUGAAGGAUAUGUCAAAGAUCACCUUGGCAGAAAUAUUACAUGCUUUUCAAGCUCAAGAACAACGAAGGUUUAUGAGGGAAGAUUAUGAAAUUGAAGGAGCUUUGCCGGCCAAGCAUCAAGAUGCUGAAGAAAAAAACGAGAAGAAUCUAGCAUUAACCAGUGACAACACAACGAGCAACCAAUUCCAAAAAAAGGUGGAAAUCCAAAGAAAAACUACCCACCUUGUCAACACUGUGGUAAGAAAGGUCAUCCACCUUUCAGAUGCUGGAGGAGACCAGAUGCAGAGUGCAGCAAAUGUAAUCAACUUGGACAUGAAGCCGUGAUCUGCAGAAGCCAAUCUCAAAAACAAGAAGCAGAUGCCCAAAUUGCUGAUGAAGAUGAAGAAGACUAGAUGUUUGUGGCAACAUGUUUUUCGACCCGAAGCUCUUUAGAAUGUUGGUUGAUUGACAGUGAUUGUAUGAACCACAUGACUUAUGACAAAACUCUCUUCAAGGAUUUGAAGCCCACUGAAAUUACGAAGGUUCGAAUUGGGAAUGGCGGUUAUAUUUCCGCUAAAGGAAAAGGAACCAUCGCAAUCACAACAAGUUCAGGUACAAAAACAACUUCCUGAUGUUCUUUACGUACCUGAUAUUGAUCAAAAUUUGUUGAGUGUGGGCCAGCUGAUGGAAAAAGGAUUUAAAAUAUCAUUUGGAAAUUCACAUUGCCACAUUUAUGAUGCCACUGGAAAGGAGAUUUUGCCGGUUAAAAUGAAAGGUAAAAGCUUCUUAUUUUACCCAACUGAGGAGGAGCACACAACUUAUUUCACUAAUGUUGACAUUACCGAACUUUGGCAUAAGAGACUUGGGCAUUGUCAUCUUCAAAGAAUGUUGAAAACGAAGAAGAAUGAAAUGAUAAGAGGCCUACCAAUUCUUGCUGAUUAUAUACCAAAUUGUCAUGCAUGUCAAUUUGGUAAACAAAAUAGAAGGCCAUUUCCCAAAUCAAUGUGGAGGGUUGGUCAAAAGCUACAACUAAUCCACACAGAUGUAGCAGGACCUAAAAGAACACCAUCACUACAAUGUAGUCUCUAUUACAUUCUUUUUAUUGAUGAUUUCACAAGAAUGUGUUGGAUUUUUUUCUUGAAAUACAAGUCAGAAGUGGCUGGAGUUUUCUAGAAGUUCAAGAAAUGGUGGAUAACCAAAGUGGUUGCAAAAUUCAAGUUGUUCGGUUUGACAAUGGGAAGGAAUACACCUCAGAAAAAUUUAAUCUAUUUUGUGAAGAAGCUGGCAUUGAACAUCAGCUCACUGCUCCCUACAAUCUAGAACAAAACGGGGUUAGCGAAAGGAGAAAUAGAUACGUAAUGGAGAUGGCUAGAUGUAUGUUGCAUGAGAAAUAAUUGCCUAAAGAAUUUUGGGCAGAGGUGGCUAACACAACAAUUUUUUUGCAAAAUCGAUUUCCAACAAAAGUUGUCAAAGAAAAAACUCCAUUUGAGGCUUGGUAUGGCUAUAAACCUUCAUUAAGCUUUCUUAAAGUGUUUGGUUGUGUGUGUUUUGUUUAUGUUCCGCAAAUUAAGCGUGACAAACUUGACCAAAGGGCCAUUCUGGGAAUUUUUAUGGGCUAUAGUUCAGUUUCCAAAGCCUACAAAGUUUUUUAUCCACAAACAAGAAAGAUCACCAUCACUAGAGAUGUACACUUCAAUGAAGAUGAGCAAUGGGACUGGAAAACUUCACAAAUAACAGAUGGAUUCUCACAAAACCAAAUAAAUAAUUCUCCUCAAGAGCAAACAAUGAACCAGUGGCAAGAUGAACUGGUGGAUGAUCCACCAAUUAGAGGCACAAGAUCACUUUCUGACAUAUAUCAUAGAUGUAAUGUGGCAAUAUAUGAACCAGCUGGACAUGAAGAAGCUCUCAAAGACUCAAAAUGGAAAAAAGCGAUGGAGGAGGAGAUGUCAAUGAUUCAGAAGAAUAAUACUUGGGAUCUCGUCCACAGACCUGAAGGAAGAAAAGUAAUUGGAGUGAAAUGGGUGUACAGAACAAAACUCAAUGUAGGUGGCUCCAUUAACAAGUACAAGGCCAGACUUGUGGUUAAGGGGUAAGCUCAAAUUUUUGGUGUUGAUUAUUCUGACACGUUUGCUCCUGUUGCUAGAUUGGACACAAUCAGAAUGUUGCUAGCCUUAUCAGCACAUAAGGGGUGGAAAGUUUUACAAUUAGAUGUGAAAUAAGCUUUUUUAAAUGGUGUUUUACAAGAAGAGAUAUAUGUGGAGCAGCCAUAUGGAUUUAUAAUUCAAGAUGAAGAAGAUAAGGUCUACCGGCUCAAAAAGGUUCUCUAUGGUCUAAAACAAGCACCUAGAGCUUGGAACAAUAGGAUAGAUGAUCACUUGCUAAGCCUAGGCUUCAUCAGAAGCUUAUCUGAGGCCACGCUUUAUGUUAAAGAGAAGGGUACUGAUGUUCUUAUAGUGUCACUUUAUGUUGAUGAUCUUUUGGUAACUGGAAAUAAUGCAGGUUUGAUUGAUGAGUUCAAACAAGAAAUGAUGCAGGUUUUCGAAAUGAUAGAUCUUGGUCUUAUGGCUCACUUUCUUGGGAUGGAGGUCAAGCAAAAUCAAAAUGAUGUAUUUAUUUGUCAAAAGAAAUAUGCCAAAGAAAUCUUGAAAAAAAUUCAGAUGGAGGAAUGCAGAGCAACAAGCACACCAAUGAAUCAAAAAGAUAAGCUGAAAAAGGAAGAUGGCACAGAUUUAGUUGAUGAAGGGUACUUUAGAAGUUUAAUUGGUUGUCUAAUGUAUCUUACUGCAACAAGACCUGAUAUUCUAUUUGCUGUAAGUGUCUUAUCUCGAUUUAUGCAUUGUGCUAGUGAAAUGCAUUUAAUAGCAGCAAAAAGAGUAUUAAGGUAUAUCAAAGGUACUGUCAAUUAUGGUGUUAAGUUUGAAAAGUGUCAAAGCCUCAAGUUAUGUGGAUUUUCAGAUAGUGAUUGGGCUGGAUCCAUUGAUGAUAUGAAAGUACUUCAGGAUACUGUUUCAGCCUAGGAUCAGGAUUUUUCUCAUGGUGCUCAAAGAAACAAGAAAUUGUUGCACAAUCCACUGUAGAGGCUGAACUUAUUGCAGCAGCAGUAGUAAAUCAAGUACUAUGGUUGAAGAAAAUACUCAUUGAUUUACAUAUGGAACAAAAGGACAAUACAGAGAUUUUUGUUGACAAUCAGGCAUCAAUUGCAAUUUCUAACAAUCCGGUGUUCCACGGAAAAACUAAGCAUUUCAACAUCACGCUUUACUUCCUCAGAGAGAUACAAAAAAAAUGUAGAAGUGACAUUAGUGUACUGCAAAUCAGAAGAUCAACUAGCAGAUUUGUUCACAAAACCACUUCCUGUUAACAAGUUUGAGCUUUUAAGGCAGAAAAUGGGAAUUAACAGUCUCUAAAGCAAGGAGGAGUGUUGGAAAUUGCUUCAGGACUGCCAUAUCAGUCCAUGUAUUUUUUCUUAUUUCUUAUAUAAUUCGUUUUUUUAUUGGGGAAUGUCCUAGUCUUUAGGAGUUGUUAGAUGUGUGAAUCAAUAGCUAGUAUUUCAGCUAUUGAUAUGUUUUAGUUGGUUAUUCAUGUAUUUAAAUAUGUUAUUGAUCAAUAAAAUUAUCAAGCUCCGUUGGUUAUCA
Messenger RNA from Humulus lupulus (European hop), 4266 nucleotides. RefSeq lists its product as uncharacterized. The coding region runs from base 530 to 979 and encodes 149 amino acids. The transcript is spliced from 2 exons. The record is from RefSeq and is a predicted model, not a curated record. Lineage: Eukaryota; Viridiplantae; Streptophyta; Magnoliopsida; Rosales; Cannabaceae.